AAAGAAGCCCAUAAAUGGCACUCAUGAGGAGGAGACAUGGGAAGCAGUUUCCUUACUCUAUCAUAAAUAGUAAAACCUGUAAACAACAUAGUCCGCUUCAAAUAUUUUACUUUAAAUGAGUUAAGUAAAGCAUGUGUUUUUCUGCAACCAUCGUUUACAUGGUGGAUUGGUGAAGUGUGUGAAGUUGGAGGUAGAUGUAUUAGAGCACCACCCUCGGAAGAAGGGUAGUAUUGGAAUAUUAUUAACCUUUGAAGAAGUGGCAGAAAGUUUCAUUGACCUUUUUGAGAGCUUACUUGUGGUCCGUAACGGCUGAUGGCAACUGUUCAGUAGUCACAGGACAAGAACGCACCCUCCAAACCCAGCACUUAAACCUCUCUCACUUUCUCUUAUCUUUUCUUCUCUCUCUCUCUCUCUCUCUCGUAUUAUCUCUCUUCACACUUUGCUUUUGUACCAAUGCAAUAAGAGGAGAAGCAAUGAAAUUGAAGAAGCAUUUUCUUUUAUGUCAAGAACGAAUUGGAUGUUGAUAAGCAGUGUUGAUCUGUUACUUUCUGUGGGAGGCUGAGAACGAUGCCAAGCCAGCUAUGGUUUGCACUGCCAAUGAUUUACAAGAAUGGAAAGAUUUUCCCAAAGGGCUCAAGGUUCUUCUCCUUGAGGGAGACAGAACUUCUGCUGCCGAGAUAAGAGCAAAGCUUGAGGCCAUGGACUAUAAUGCCUUGUCAGCAAUCUCAAGUGGACCUGAAAGCUUCCACAUUGCCAUAGUGGAGGUGAGUUCAAGCAGCCAGGGAGGUUUCAAAUUUCUUGAGAAUGCCAAGGACUUGCCAACCAUUAUGACUUCUAACAAUCAUUGCCUGAACACCAUGAUGAAGUGCAUAGCGCUUGGUGCAGUUGAGUUCCUCAACAAACCACUCUCCGAGGACAAGCUCAGAAAUAUCUGGCAGCAUGUGGUUCACAAGGCAUUCAGUGCUGGGGAAAGCAUCCUGUCUGAAUCACUAAAACCAAUCAAAGAAACUGUAAUGGCCAAGUUGCAAACAGACAACGAACAACAUGAAGGUAGAGUCUCUGAAAAUGGAUCCAGGUUUACUGAUAAUGACGACCAUGAGCAGUCUCCUGGAAAUGAUAAAUAUCCAGCUCCUUCAACCCCACAAUUGGAACAAGGGACAAGAUUGUUGGAUGAUGGUGAUUGCCAAGAGCAGACUAAUUGCUCAACAGAAAAAGAAAGUGGGGGGGAACAUGAUGGAGAAUCUAAAUUUGUCGAAACUACAUGUGGAAAUUUGAAUGCUGAAAGUACUCCUCAACAAAGGAAAUCCGAAAGCACUUCGGUUAAGGAUGAAGAGGAUUUUGCUGAUGCUUCCAAGAAUGAGAGUAUUGCUUCUCCACAUACUCAAAAUACAAAAGGUGUCAGCAACAUUGAAAGACAUACAACAUCUUCAAAUAAAGUAGGCAUUCAUGGUGAUUCAUAUGAAAUAAAAAUUAAUCGCAAAAAGAUGAAAGUAGACUGGACGCCUGAGCUGCACAAAAAUUUUGUGAAGGCAGUGGAACAACUAGGCAUUGAUCAAGCCAUUCCUUCUCGAAUAUUGGAAUUAAUGAAGGUGGAGGGCUUGACAAGGCAUAAUGUGGCAAGCCAUCUUCAGAAGUAUAGAAUGCAUAAGAGACAUAUCUUGCCCAAGGAAGAUGAUCGUAAAUGGUUGAAUCAAAGAGAUACAAUGCAAAGGAGUUAUUGUCUUCAAAGACCAAUUAUGGCCUUUCCUCCAUAUCAUUCUAAUCACACCCUUUCUCUGGCUCCUGUAUAUCCUAUGUGGGGACAAUCUGGCAAUCAAACAGCUGGCAUGCAUAUUUGGCACCCUCCUGGUUAUCCCUUGUGGCAGCAGCCUACCGAAAAUUGGCAAUGGAAACCGUUUCCAGGGAUGCAUGCAGAUGCAUGGGGCUGCCCAGUGUUACCAGUACAGCCUCCUCAAGCUCCUUGCUUUCCCUACUCUUCGAAUAUGCCUGCAUUGCUCAAUGCUGAUGCAGUGGAUCACACGUGUAGCAUGCCACAAAGUUCUGUCGAGCAUUAUCCGGCAGAAGAGGUAGUUGACAAAGUUGUGAAAGAGGCAAUAAACAAGCCAUGGCUACCCUUGCCUUUGGGCCUCAAACCUCCUUCCACAGAUAGUGUGAUGGCUGAGCUUUCAAGGCAAGGCAUUUCCAGCAUUCCUCCUGCCACCAAGGGUUCUAAUUCUGGCUGACAUUCACCAGAGAUGAUGAUUACCCACCAAAGAGUGUUUCUGAUGGUGACAAACUAAAAGGGUCCACUACCUCAACACCCUGUUGUAAUUAUUUUGUUUUCUCAAAUUUUAUGAGGUUCCAAGUAGUUAUAGUUUGGCUGGGAAUAGGAGUUGGGACCAUUUGAUUUCCCUUAUUUGGACCCCCAACACACCCCACCACCAACCAAUUUAAGGUCUAUCCUACGCUGUUGAGUGUUGAUGAUGUCAGGUCGUACAAUUCCAUGAUGCAACAACCAAGUAGACAUUGAUCCUAUCCCUCAGUCACAUGUGCCAAAAUAAAUGAAC
Abrus precatorius (Indian licorice) is the source of this 2546-nucleotide messenger RNA. Its product is annotated as two-component response regulator-like APRR2. Gene Ontology annotation, biological process: phosphorelay signal transduction system; positive regulation of DNA-templated transcription. Gene Ontology annotation, molecular function: DNA-binding transcription factor activity; transcription cis-regulatory region binding. Lineage: Eukaryota; Viridiplantae; Streptophyta; Magnoliopsida; Fabales; Fabaceae. The record is from RefSeq and is a predicted model, not a curated record. Gene Ontology annotation, cellular component: nucleus. The transcript is spliced from 12 exons. Bases 582 to 2222 code for a protein of 546 amino acids.